Molecule: messenger RNA, 2289 nt
Organism: Fusarium keratoplasticum
Lineage: Eukaryota; Fungi; Ascomycota; Sordariomycetes; Hypocreales; Nectriaceae
Product: Conserved oligomeric Golgi complex subunit 3
Exons: 5
Coding region: 1-2289 (762 amino acids)
Biological process (GO): intra-Golgi vesicle-mediated transport; autophagy; cytoplasm to vacuole targeting by the Cvt pathway
Cellular component (GO): membrane; cis-Golgi network; COG complex
Source: RefSeq, a predicted model, not a curated record
AUGUACGAGGAUUCAUGGUACAGUAUCAUGCCCGACCUGGGCGGUCGGGGCCAUUCGAGUAGCCACAGUCAGAGUCAUGGACACCGUCGAAAGGAGUCGCUGCUCCAACAGCCCAAUGAACCUGGACAGAUAUCCGAGGUCGUAGCCCCAAUGCCCAACGUUUACGAAGAGAUCGAGAACACCAAUACGCCCCCAGAACCUACCGUCAUCCGCCGAGCGAGCUCGUACUCGGACUUAUAUCGAGUGGCGCAAGAACAACUGUCCAAGGAUGGAAGGCCACGACACAGGAAGACGGAUAAGAAUAAUCGAGCAUGGGAGGCUUUGCUGCUCCCCGACUCUAGCGUCGAGGCAGAAUUGCAUGAGCCAAAAGGUCUCGAGUCGUACGACGAACAAUUACUCGACGCCAGCCAACAAGAAUACCUACUGUAUCGCGAUCAGCUUACAUUGACGGAGCGCCAUUUGGACGGACUCAUCGAAGAUGCCAAUGCGACACUCAAGCUCCUUACCUCCCUUUCGAACUCGUUCGGAUCCGUCGAGGCUCAAACUUCAACGUUCCAAGCACAAUGCGAAGAUCUCCUGAAGGAACAACGAAGAUUGGAGGACUUGGCUGACGAAGUCGGAACCGAUCUGCAUUACUAUGCCUACCUCGAUGAUGCGACAAGGCGUCUCAAUGCACCCGGCGCUAGUCGGCUGGUGGAUGAUGCCUCGUUUGGUGAGAUGGUUGAGAACAUUGACGCGUGCAUUGUAUUCAUGGAGAAACAUGAGACAUACCGCGACCGCGAUACCUACCUUGCCCGAUACACUGCGCUUCUCACAAAGGCACUUCACCUGCUCGAACACGGCUACAAGAACACAUUGGAAAGGGUCUCGUCCGAGAUUGGUCGUCAAAUUACUGGCACAAAAUCCGAGUCCGCCCGCCAUGCUCUCGCCUAUGGCCGUUUCCAAGAGAUGAUGCUCGACUCUUUCGGCUUGAUUCCUAAUGUGCGACGAAUUGUACGGCGCGCAUACGAUUUCUAUGGCCAGCGGAACGAAUCUUGCACCCACUUUGAGACGUAUGCGAAUACUGCCAACAACAUAUUCUACACGCACCUGGUGACCAGAGACCGUGAUCUUAAAGCAAUGGCGCAGUCUGAUAUUGAGGAGUUUCACAAAGAGGUCAAGGAUCUCUCAGCUGAGACAGCAUCACGGAACUUUAUCAAGCAAUGCUUUGAGCGCAUGUACAACGAGGAGAGUCUGUUUAUGAAGCUCUUUGACGUGGAACCCAUGUGGAACCAGGCAACGGACUCGGUUUUCCAGUCUAUCAAGACCACCAACACAUCCAUCAUGCAUCCCGGCAACUUGACGCCUUUGGUGACGAACCUUCAAACGGUGCUGCACACAGCACCACUGGAGACUACCUGCAAUGUGGUCGGGUUGCUUGCUAAUGAAUACUUUGGAGCCGAUUUGGAUGACAUUGAAUCCCCCUACUUCAUCAAAUGCAAGCAGUACACUUCGCAACUCCUGGCGCAUCAUCUCUGGACAUUAACAGACAAUGCUUUUGAGGCGGAGGUUACGAAAUCGAUCACAAGGGCACCAGUUCAGGAUGCCUCGCUAAAGAUUGGCCCUGUAAUGGGUGGCGUGGCGUCUUCAAACGCCCACCCCUUGGUGAAGCAGGCCAUUAAGCUUCUUGGCAUGUAUGAACAUUGCAUGCCCAAGGAGAGAGCGGCUAAGAACAGCUCAGUCGUCUUCAAGAUUGUACGAGAGACGAUCCAGGUACUCCAGCGUGCAGAGACCAGGAUAAAGUCUUUAAAGACAGGCACCGAUCCCGACCUUUUCAUGGUCAAGAACUUGCUCAUUAUAAAGAAUGAACUUGUUUCUCUAGAGAUUGGUGAUAUCAGGAAUCAUGCUUCUUCAAUGCAGCACUUUACUCAUAUCUGGGACACACUCAGCCCUCAGAACUGGGUUGGAUUUAUCUCAAACAUUAUCGGUGGUGGUCUAUGGUCACGGGGUACUCCAUCGGUAACUGCCAAGACCUUGACAGCUGAGGACAUGAACGAGCAGCUGGAUGAGUUGUUGCGACAUUCAAUCUAUGCCUUCACACAGCGCUGGGGUACUUUGAUGAGCGACUCACAGAAUCGGAAACCUGGAGUCAAGCCGAUCGCCAAGGUGGAGACUGAGCUGGAGAACAUCCUCCAGACGGCAUUCAGCAACCAGCCCGAGGUGGUAGGCAAGCUGAUGGAGGCGAUUGAGCAGCAUGCGCAGGCGCAGAAUGAUGCGAGAGACGAGAAGCAGGGCGUGAGACGCUACUAA